UUCGACCAUGCGGCAGGUCUUCGUCGCGCUGGGCUGCGGUCUCUUGCCGGUGCUCUCGGGCCGCUUCGUGGACUGGGCGGAACGGUGGCCGUGCCACAGCUCCCCCAACUGCGUCGAAGGCGGGGCACACUCGGGCUUCAACGUGGGCUGGAUGGCCCUGCCAGGCUCCGAGGUUUGGUUCGUCCCCCACGCGGGUACCCUCCGACACGGCCAGGCGAACAUCAUCGACAGGUUUCGGAAGGAGCUGGCGUCGAACCACUCCGUGUCGUUUCGUUUGACCCCCCGCCACGAGCGCGUGUUCCUGGGCCGGGACGACGUCGUAGUGUACAACGCCGGCCUGCACAAAAACGACCGGACCCGGCUCUACCAACAACUAGAUAACUUCGGACGCGAGCUCCUGGCCCAACGCGGGCGGCACUCGCUCCCGCGCUGGGUCUACGUGACCACCGUCACGCAGCACUUCGCCACGAGCGACGGGCAAUACUCGAACGGCCGGCGGUCCAAGCGGUGCCAGCCGUCGAUCCCUUCCAACCCGCGCCUCGAGAGCGAGCUCUCAGUACUCCGCGAAGGCGUCAACGUCGAUCGGAUCUUGAGGGUCGACGAUCUGGACGCGGGGGCAUUGCACGUGGGGGCCUACGACGGAUCUGAUUGCACGCACUACUGCAUGCCGGGGGUUCCAGAUGUCACGGCCCACCGGCUCCUGGAGCUGGUCCAUCCACAUGACUUACGCCGCCGCCGCCCAUCUAGGAGUCGGUCAUCGAGCUAA
Pelagomonas calceolata is the source of this 766-nucleotide messenger RNA. The record is from the annotation of a GenBank genome assembly. Lineage: Eukaryota; Pelagophyceae; Pelagomonadales; Pelagomonadaceae.